This is a messenger RNA of Hyphopichia burtonii NRRL Y-1933, 726 nucleotides long. It is a transcript of the gene CTR1, whose product is annotated as high-affinity Cu transporter. Gene Ontology annotation, biological process: intracellular copper ion homeostasis; copper ion transmembrane transport. The coding region runs from base 1 to 726 and encodes 241 amino acids. Gene Ontology annotation, cellular component: plasma membrane. Gene Ontology annotation, molecular function: copper ion transmembrane transporter activity. The record is from RefSeq and is a predicted model, not a curated record. Lineage: Eukaryota; Fungi; Ascomycota; Pichiomycetes; Serinales; Debaryomycetaceae. The transcript has a single exon.
AUGGGCUCCUCUUCGAUGGCAAUGGCAUCCUCUACAAUGGACUCAAUGUCCCAUUCCACAAUGGGCUCAAUGUCUCUGUCCUCAAGUCUGAUGAUGGACAUGGACCACAGUGGGAUGAGUAUGCAUAUGUAUUUCACCACCAACUAUAAAGAUUAUCCAGUUCUUUUCAAAGGAUUACAUGCCAAAAAUGCUGGAGAAGCUUUUGGGAUUUUUGUAUUACUAUUCUUUGUUGCAUUUUUGGUAAGAGGUAUUGAAUUCGCUAGAAAUUAUUUGGAACAAAGGAUUUGGAAGAACCCUUCCUACCUUGACUGUCAUCCUGGUGAAUCUACAGGCGCCUCGAAUGCAUUGAUGGGAUCUGCUAAUAAAGCUCCCAACUCGUGUUGUGGCGGAGAAACCGAAAUAGAGUCUAAUAAUAACAGUCUUCAGAAAAGCGUGUCGAAUCUUGAACGUAAUGAAAACGUCAGUGGAGAAGGUCCUCAUGCCAAUGGAUAUCCUACUAAAGUUCCCUUAGCUUCAUCUUUGGUCAGAGAUGCUAUUAGGUUAAUUCUUUGUAUCUUACCUGACUUAUUUGGAUUUGCUCUUAUGUUGGCAUGUAUGACUUACACAUUAACAUAUUUUUUUGCAGUCGUUAUUGGUUUAGGUCUCGGGAGAUUCUUCUUUGAACGGUUAUCAGAUACAUAUGCUUUGAAGCCAGUUGGGGCGAAUGGUGCAUUCCAUUGCUCCUAG